Molecule: messenger RNA, 1119 nt
Organism: Lontra canadensis (Northern American river otter)
Lineage: Eukaryota; Metazoa; Chordata; Mammalia; Carnivora; Mustelidae
Gene: CFAP418
Product: chromosome unknown C8orf37 homolog
Exons: 7
Coding region: 19-702 (227 amino acids)
Cellular component (GO): cytosol
Source: RefSeq, a predicted model, not a curated record
AAGACGUAACGUUUCAAGAUGGCGAAGGACCUGGACGAGCUCUUGGAUGAAGUCGAGUCCAAAUUUUGCAGACCAGACCCACCGAGACUGGGCAUGGUCGAGCGGCCCAGAGGCUGCGGCGGCGGCAUUCUCAGCAAUGACCGGAACCGAGCCGAGGCGAAAGAGACUCUCAGGUCUGCAAGUAAUAAAAUAAAUGACCGUGCAACAUCUGGAUGCCAGAAACAACUGCUAAUAUCAGCAGAAACAUUUGAGAAAGAAGAUGAUCUUGACAGUCUUAUUAAUGAAAUAUUUGAAGAACCCAACUUUGACAAAAAACCCUUUAAAUUAAAAUCUAAAUCUUCAGGUAACACAUCUGUCAGAGCUUCCAUUCAAGGCCUUGGUAAAAGUUGCAGCCCAGUGUACCUUGGUGGAACUGCUGCUCCGUGUGGAAUUGGAACAAAUACUUCACAGAGAGCAUGUGAUCAUCUGCGUUGUAUAGCAUGUGAUUUCUGGGUAGUAAGCUACGAUGACUACGUGUGGGACAAAUCAUGCGAUUAUCUGUUUUUCAGAAACAACAUGCCGGAAUUCCACAAAUUAAGAACAAAGUUGGUAAAGAAGAAAGGAACACGAGCAUAUGCCUGCCAGUGUAGCUGGAGAAGUAUUGAAGAUCUGACUGACCUUCAGACCGAUCAACAGCUUCGCUGGGUUUGUGGUAAACAUUAAGAAUGCAGACUUUUCAUAUUCAGACUAAUGCCUACAAUGAAAGCAGUCUCCAGUAAUCAUCAACAUUUUUAGCGAAGGUACAAAGCAGUAUCAUGCCCUUUGGAAAAAGACAGGAAAUUUCAUUCAAUGACUAUAUAGUAUAGAUUUUCAAAGACCUAAUGGACUUGAGAAGAUAAUGUGCUUUAACAUUUUGGAACUAUUUCUUUUUGCUGUAUGGGCAUUUCACUUAGUAAGGUAGCAAGUUAUCCAAAUUCUUUGCUAGCCACUCUCCUGUUAAAUGGAAGUUUAAUUAUGGAGUUUCGUACAAAUAUGUAGGCAUUCAUUAGCAACUGCAGAAUUAGUCACUGCUAAUACACGUAGCUAAAUAUUCCUCAUUUACAGCAUUUAAAGAGGAUAAAGCCAGCCAGUGCAGAGAGA